Messenger RNA from Perca fluviatilis (European perch), 1629 nucleotides. Its product is annotated as synapse-associated protein 1-like. Bases 184 to 1197 code for a protein of 337 amino acids. The transcript is spliced from 9 exons. Lineage: Eukaryota; Metazoa; Chordata; Actinopteri; Perciformes; Percidae. The record is from RefSeq and is a predicted model, not a curated record. Gene Ontology annotation, cellular component: synapse; cytoplasm.
GUAGACAUUAGGGUCAAACUUAACAACUUUGCGGAAGCAGUUGUAUGUUAAAACGUCACCAUCUAUUACUCCCAUUACUCCGUAGUUAUUAUUUCAAACUAUCAGACAUAAAGCUGAGUAUUCAUCAUUAGAGCAUGUUAACGAAAUCCCGUUAAGUUUAUUGAUAAGCUAGCUAGUUAAAGUAUGUUUAAGAAGUGGGGAACGUGGCUUGGAAUAGAAAAAGAAAAUGGCCAAGAAGAAGCGUCUGUUGUUGUCGUUGUUAAGGAAGACAAGAAUGUGGACGCAAACCCACCGACUGCUGUCCAACCGCCUCAGCUUCUCCAACAGGCUCAGGGCUUCAGUGGCUACAUUUAUAAUUUCGCCAGCAGUGCCUCAAAGAAACUGUCCGAGUCUGUCGUCGAAACAGCACAAACCCUAAAGAAAAGUGUGGAGGAAGGGAAGAUCAAUGGAAUUAUUGAUAAGACCAUUUUGGGUGAUUUCCAGAAAGAACAAGAAAGAUUUGUUCAAGAGAAAAAAGCUAAAACGUCUGGUGCUGCUGUACCACCAUGGGUUGGUUAUAAUGAAGAGGACACCAUACAGCAACAGAUAUUAGCUCUCUCAGCUGACAAAAGAAAUUUUUUGCGAGAUCCUCCAGCUGGGGUGCAUUUUCACUUUGACUUUGAGCAAAUGUAUCCGGUCGCCAUGGUGAUGUUGGAAGAAGAUGAGCUCCUUCAGAAGAUGCGCUUCCAUCUGGUCCCCAAACAGGUGAAAGAGGAAGCCUUCUGGAAGAAUUACUUCUACCGUGUGUCUUUGAUCAAACAGUCAGCUCAGCUCACAGCUCUAGCAGCACAACAGGCUGCUGAACGGAGAGAAAGUCCUCCCAAGACUCUUCAUCAAAAGGAUGUAGUUAAACUGAAAACGUCCCCUGCCGUCUGCAGUACCAAACCAAAGUCAAGGGAGGAAGAAGAGGAGAUCUCCACCAGCCCGCCUGUGACUGAAUUUGUGAGCGAUGCUUUUGACUCAUGCAAGAUAAAUGAGGACGACCUACGCAAAGAAAUGGAACAGCUGGUUCUGCAACCGAGCACACAUCAGGAGACUCCUGACUGGGAGAGAGAGCUGCAGGAGGAACUUCAGGAGUACGACAUGUUGGCCGACAAUGAGAACCGUGAUGACAACUGGGACAGGGAGAUUGAGGAGAUGCUAAUGGAGGACAGUUAAAACACUUACACAAUCUGCUCCAAAGACCCCUUUCAAGGUCAGAAACAGCCCUUGACUACAGAUUUAAUGCUCCCAGCGGAAUAAUUCAUUACAAUAUUGGUCCUCUAUCAACUCUCAGGACAGAGAAAUACCACUGAACAUCAUUAACAUUUCAGUGUACUAUAUCUGCAGCCUUAAAAGUUGUAUUAGUAAAUAUUUAAUAUUGUCUCCUGCAGUUAAAAGAAGAGAAUAUAUUGUCCUACAUCUCAAGUUCAUAAUGUGAUACGAAGGUACGCCUUCACAGAGCAUAAAAAACAUUGCCUUAAACUCUGCCUCGGAGAAUUGAAGUGAGACUGUAACUAUUGCUUUGCUUUAACGCUGAAUUGUUGACACAAGUGGCUAUUACAGGAUAAUGGUAAAUGCACAAGUAAAGAGGAGGAGUCACAAACUCAG